Messenger RNA from Lutzomyia longipalpis, 6343 nucleotides. It is a transcript of the gene Mur89F, whose product is annotated as mucin-2. The transcript is spliced from 6 exons. The record is from RefSeq and is a predicted model, not a curated record. Bases 522 to 5819 code for a protein of 1765 amino acids. Gene Ontology annotation, molecular function: chitin binding. Gene Ontology annotation, cellular component: extracellular region. Lineage: Eukaryota; Metazoa; Arthropoda; Insecta; Diptera; Psychodidae.
GAGCAAUACUCUUCGGCGGGCUGAGUCGCGAUGCGGUAGUUGAACGAUCACGGAUCAUAAAGCUCAUUUGAUCCACCCCCCAAAUUUCCUCAUAGGAAAAAAAUUCAAAAAGUGCUCUUACGGCCAAAAGUGCCCAAGGAAAAAAAAACAAAGUGCGCGCGAUACUUACAAAUAGGGUGGAAAAGCUCCCGUGAAAUUGUCUUCUGGAAACUCUGUUGUGAACGAUGGAAAACCAUUGAAUUUCCUCCUUGGGAAAAAAACUUUUUAACUGAAUUUUUUUGGACUUGUGGUGUGAAAGAGUGCCUCGACGGAAUUGUGUUGAAGCUGACGAAGAAAUUGUAUUUGUUAGCAAACAUCUCGUCGAGAAAAGAAGUGAAUUGGCAAGAGAGAUAUCAUUGAUAGGAGAACACCCCAAAUUGGCGGCGGCCUGAAAGCACACAAACAAGAAUCUCGUUCCCGCCCAGGGACACUUUUCACCUCCUCGCACGUUCCCAGGGUAAUUGCGACAAAAUAUCCAAGACAUGGCGCCUCCACUGCUGCUCAAAUUCGCCCUCUGUGCCGUCUUAACUCUGGCUCUCAUGAGAUUGGUCUCAGCACAAGAAUCAUUCAAAUGCGAAAGUGAAGGAUACCAUGCGGAUCCAGAUGACUGCGCUGUCUUUCAUCGAUGUGUGGACAAUGGCAAUGGGGGCUUAACUGAUUACCGCUUCACCUGUGGCCCAGGUACUGUCUUCUCAUCCGGGAACAAUGUCUGUGUUCACCCAAGCGAUGCCAACAACGAAAAAUGUGGUCUUGCUUCGAAUUCUGUGAAUCCAGAAUCGGAGCAUGAUUCACAGCAACCAGCACCAUCGUCCACAACACAAGCAUCAACAGCACCAUCAACCACACCUACAACAACAACAACAAAGAAAACCACAACUAAAACCACAACAACUACAACUCCACAACCUCAGCCUGAACCAGAACCUGAACCAGGAGCUGAGCCUGAACCCGAACCCGAUGCAGAACCAGCUCCAGACACAACGGACAAGGAGGGUCUCUGCAAAGGCGAAGGAUUCAUUGCACACCCAACAGAUUGUCGUAAGUUCUACCGCUGUGUAUCGAACGGAGAGGGACAGUACAACCGCUACGAAUUUGAAUGUGGUGAAGGCACAGCCUGGGAUGAAAGUAUUCAAGGAUGUAACCAUGACUACCUCGUUGAACGAUGUGGAGGCAGAGCAACAACAGCAUCAAUGGGAGAUGACUACCAAUCAACGAGUUCACAAAGUUCCAGCUCCUCAUCAAAUGAUACCUCUUCCUCAUCAUCGUCAUCUUCGCAAAAUAGCACAAGUAGCUCCAGUAGCAGUAGUUCAUCGAGUAGUUCAUCAAGUAGCUCAUCCAGCAGUUCAUCGAGCAGUUCCUCAAGCAGCUCAUCAAGCAGUUCAUCUAGUAGUUCAUCCAGUAGUUCCAGCAGUAGCAGUAGUACAUCAUCGAGUACUCAGUCUUCAACCGAGCAAUCCAGCUCUAGCUCAAGCUCAUCCUCUUCAUCAAGUGAAGAGCAACAGAGUAGUAGCUCUUCGUCAGGCUCAGAACAAAGUAGCUCACAGACUGAAAGCAGCAGCCAGAGCAGUGGUAGUAGUUCUACUUCUGAGCAAAAUCAAUCAUCUAGUGGUUCUUCAACUGACCAAUCAUCUAGUAGCUCUUCGACAGAUCAAUCAUCUAGUAGCUCUUCAACAGACCAAUCGUCUAGUAGCUCUUCUACAGACCAAUCAUCCAGUAGCUCAUCCACAGAUCAGAGUAAUAGUCAAAGCUCAUCCAGUUCAGGCUCUGAGAGCAGUUCAUCGAGUGAAAUGAAUCAGACCAAUAAUGAAAAUAACCAGAGCGGAAGCUCAUCGACUUCCGAAUCAUCUUCAGGAUCUAGUAGUUCCUCAACGGAUAGUGGACAAAGCAGCAGUUCAACAUCUGAGUCAAGUAGUUCAUCCACUGAUAGUAGUAGUCAAUCGUCAUCUGGAUCAGAAUCUUCCAGUAGUUCUACAGAUAGUGGUCAGGGUAGUUCGGGAUCUUCUUCUGGUUCUGAUACUAGUUCUGGAUCAGGUGGAAAAUGCGAAAGAGAUGGCUUUAUGGGUGAUCCCGAAGACUGUCGCAAAUUCUAUCGAUGUGUCGAUAAUGGCAAAGGUGGAUACGAUCGCUAUGAAUUCACUUGUGCAGAAGGAACUGUUUGGGAUAGUGAACAGGAUACUUGCAACUACCCAUGGGCUGUGAAAGAUCCUAAAUGUGGAACGGGAAGUAAUACGGGUGGAUCAGGUGGAGAAUCUUCCAGUCAAGCACCGUCUUCAUCUGAAUCAUCAUCUUCGCAAGCAACUCAAUCAACAACAUCCGCUACUACCACAUCUUCACAAGCUCCGUCCUCAACUACAACAUCUUCUUCGUCUUCGUCAGCUCCAUCGUCAACAACUACAGCUUCUACAACUACACAAGCUCCAUCCUCAUCAACAACUGCUUCUUCAUCUUCGCAAGCUCCAUCAUCAACAACUCAGCAAUCCUCCGGAUCUAGUACAACUUCUCAGCCACCAUCAUCCGAUGGUCAAUGUAGAGAAGAGGGAUUCAUUCCACAUGAAAGCGACUGCAAGAAAUUCUAUCGAUGCGUUAGUGAUGGAAAUGGAGGCUUCACUCGCUACGAAUUCAGUUGCGGAGAAGGAACUGUCUGGGAUACAGCAACAACAUCAUGUAACUAUCCUCAGGAUAGUGCCCCACCGUGUGGAACCGGGACAUCAUCUGGAUCAACUGAGUCAUCAGGUGGCGGAGGAUCUUCCACUGAAAGUUCUACUAGUCAGCAACCCCAAUCCACGGAAAGUUCAACACAAUCGUCUACAACCUCAUCAUCAACAACUACGUCUUCAUCAACAACGUCAUCGUCAACAACAACAUCAUCGUCAACAACCACAUCUGCUCCAAGUUCAUCUUCCGAGGCACCUAAAGAAACUGAAUCAACUACUGCUGCCCCUUGUCAAAAUGGGACAACUAGCACUACACCUAGCUCGCAACCAGCUGGUACGGAGUGUGAAGGUGAAGGAUUCAUGGCUGAUCCUGAGGACUGUCACAAAUUCUACAGAUGCGUAAGCGAUGGCCAAGGAGGCUACACAAGGCAUGACUUUACAUGUGGUCAAGGAACUGCAUGGGAUGAAGCUGCUCAAACGUGCAAUUAUGAAGACUCUGUUGAAAGAUGCAAAAGUGGAAGUUCAAGCUCUCCACCACCAUCGUCUUCAUCUUCAGCACCACCAAGUUCAACCACAACUAGCAGUUCCUCUUCCUCACAAAGUACAACAUCGAGUCCACAGAGUUCAACAACAACAACACAGUCAUCAUCAAGCGCACCACCAAGUUCAUCAAGUUCUUCGUCAUCAUCAACAACGACUACAACUACGACCACAACAACAAGCGCACCACCAUCUUCAUCGUCACAAGCACCUAAUCAGGGAAGUACGACAUCUUCGCCUUCCAGUGGUACCUGUGAAAGAGAAGGCUUCUUUGGGGAUCCAGAUGAUUGUCAUAAAUUCUAUAGAUGUGUAGACGACGGAAAUGGCGGAUUCACUAAAUAUGAUUUUGUGUGUGGAGAAGGAACAGCCUGGGAUGAUGCUGCUCAGACAUGUAAUCACGAAAGGGAUGUCCCUGCUUGUCAAAAUCAAUCGGGAUCAUCUGCACCGCCAUCUAGUACUACAACUUCAUCGCCAUCGAGUUCUGAAUCCACAACGACAAGCAGUUCGAGCACCACAACUGGUAGCAGUACAACCACAUCUUCAUCAUCCAGCAGUUCUACAACAUCUGCACCAUCUAGCAGUUCAACAACAUCAUCUACAACAACCGGUUCAUCCUCUAGCUCGGAAUCCUCAUCAUCAUCUUCAACGGAAUCUACAACUGCUGCACCAUGUGGAAAUACAACGAGUGAAAUAAAAUGCGAGGAAGCUGGAUUCUUCCCAAAUCCCGAUGACUGUAGGAAGUUCUAUCGUUGUGUUGACUGGGAAAAUAAUGGAGAGAAAUUCUCAUUGUAUCACUUUGAAUGUGGAGAAGGUACUAUUUGGGAUCCAGCUCUCGAAACGUGUAACUAUCCCGAAAGUGUACAACCACCGAGGAACUGCAAGACUCCCCCUCCAUCUGAAAACCAAACGGGUGAAGAAACAACAUCUUCUUCAACAACUACCACAACCACUACUACAACAACUACGACAACUACCACCACAACUACAACCGAAUCGCCAAGAGAGGAAACUACAGGUUCUACCACAACUGAAGCAACCACAGAAAGUACAGAGUCUACAACGACGGAGGGUACAACUGAAAGUACCGAAUCCACUACCACUGAAGGUACGACUGAGAGUACAGAAUCCACCACAACAGAAGGUACAACAGAAAGUACGGAAUCCACUACAACUGAAGCAACUACAGAAAGUACAGAAUCUACGACAACAGAAGGUACUACAGAAAGUACGGAAUCAACCACAACUGAAGCAACUACAGAAAGUACGGAAUCAACGACAACAGAAGGUACUACAGAAAGUACGGAAUCAACCACAACAGAAGGUACUACAGAGUCUACAACAACAGAAGGAACAGAGUCAACCACAACAGAAGGUACUACAGAAAGUACGGAAUCAACCACAACAGAAGGUACUACGGAAUCAACCACAACAGAAGGAACUACAGAAUCUACAACAACAGAAGGAACAGAGUCAACCACAACAGAAGGUACUACAGAAAGUACGGAAUCAACCACAACAGAAGGUACAACGGAUUCAACCACAACAGAAGGUACUACAGAAUCUACAACAACAGAAGGAACAGAGUCAACCACAACUGAAGGAACCACAGAAAGUACAGAAUCUACGACAACUGAAGGUACUACAGAGAGUACAGAAUCCACUACCACUGAAGCUAAUACAGACUCAACCACAACUGAAGGUACUACAGAGAGUACAGAAUCCACUACUACUGAAGGUACAACUGAUUCCACCACUACUGAAGCUACUACCGACUCUACAACAACAGAAGCUGCUACAGAAAGUACAGAAUCCACCACAACUGAAGGCACUACAGAAUCAACCACUACUGAGGGUACUACAGAAACAACAGACUCUACUACAACUGAAGGUUCAACGGAAACGACAGAUUCCACCACAACUGAAGGUACUACGGAAAGUACAGAAUCCACCACUGAGGGUACAACUGAGUCGACAGAGGGAACAACUGAGGGUACCACAGAGGGCACAACAGAGGGUACCACGGAGAGUCCUCCGCAGAAUUCUUCGUGUCCUCCUCUAGAGAGUGGCCAGGCAUACUUUGUUUGUCCCACAGGAUUUAGACGUCAUCCACAGAACUGCAGUCAAUUCUAUCAGUGCACACAGCAACCAGAUAGUGAAGACUACAACAUUGUUGUCUUCAGCUGUCCUGAAGGAACAAUUUACGAUGAUGAACAAACACAGUGCUUACCUCCGGAGCAAACGACCCCCUGUCAGUCAUCAUCAAGACGUUCUCUACGUGGUUUCGUUGAGAAGCGAUCAACAAUUCAACUCCGCAGACCAAAACGGCUUUGUCCUAAAGAAGGUUACUUCCCGUUCGAGGAUACCACGUGCAGCACGAUGUUCGUUAAGUGUAGUAGAUCAUUGGAGGAAGAGAAACUCGAAGGAACUGUCUACAGAUGUCCAAAAGGAUAUGCUUACUGGCAUGUGAGUAGACGUUGCGAGAAACCUGCUAGAAUCCCCAACUGCCGAGUCAACACAUACGAUGAACGCAACCGAAUUCCAAUCGAAUGGAUCAACCUCGGACGAGGUCGAAGCCUGCGAAUAUAGAUUAUAGAGUGAGAGAGAGAUGAUUUCCUAGCGAGAUAGGCCAUUAGGUAGUUUUUCGUCAAAUUCAGUCAGGAAGUAGCGGCUACAAUGCCACAUUUUUAAUGCUAAGAAACAAAAAAACCACUUUGAACUGAUUUACUUUUACUAUCAAUAAUAUAAAAUGAUGCAAUCUUAGCAUCAGCAACACGAAUAGGAGCCAUUAGAGAGCAUCCUGGCUGUAUAGGGCUUAAGAUGCGCUACUUUUGGCUCUUUUUGGGACAUUUUCCGGUGGCGGGGUAUUUAUAAUGAUGUAAUUAUGUGUACUGAUUGACUUUCAUGUUUCUUUUCCAUGUCCCUCUCGAAAUCCUUUUCAUGUGCACGAUUUGUGAAAGUCAUCGUGCAAUUUUUCUUUUUAAGUAAUUAGGUUAGGAAUCAUUAAAGGACGCCAUACAGAGAAAUUGAUAAAUUGUCAUUGUAAAUAGUGUGAAUGUGCAUUUAUGCGAAACAAAAUGCAAAAUAAAAGUCUAUUAUGAAGACGACGGGGA